Zingiber officinale is the source of this 1903-nucleotide messenger RNA. RefSeq lists its product as uncharacterized. The record is from RefSeq and is a predicted model, not a curated record. NCBI's taxonomy places the organism in Eukaryota, Viridiplantae, Streptophyta, Magnoliopsida, Zingiberales, Zingiberaceae. Gene Ontology annotation, cellular component: nucleus. Gene Ontology annotation, molecular function: transcription cis-regulatory region binding. The coding region runs from base 109 to 942 and encodes 277 amino acids. The transcript has a single exon.
ACCACCACUCAACCACCUGGCCACGCCACCACCCACCCCCGUCGCCCCGUUCCCCCAAACGCAAACCCUAAUUUGUCCUUCGCAUCUGCCUUCCCGUACCAAAAACCCAUGGCUGCCGCAGCCGGAUCGCUGGAGCGAUGGGCCGGCCCGCCGCUGCCUCGGUCGCGGAAGACCGUCCCGGGCCAGCCCUGGUCCGACCUCGAGACCGCCCACCUGAUCGACGCCUACGAGGAGAGGUGGUACGCCCUGAAGCGCGGGCAGCUCAGGGCCCAGCAGUGGGAGGAAGUCGCCGCCGCCGUCGCCGCCAGAUGCGGCCUCGAGGAACCCUCCAAGACCGGCACCCAGUGUCGCCACAAGAUCGAGAAGCUUCGAAAGCGGUACCGCGCGGAGCGGCAACGCCCCGUCGCCUCUGCCUGGUCCUUCUUCGGCCGCAUGGACCGCAUGGAGGGCGGCCCCCUCCCUAUCGCCGUACGCCCACCGGCUGCGGCUGGGCGUGCUCUGGACGUUCGCUCCACCGACGACGAAGACGAGGAAGAAGACGAGGAGGUUGAGAGAAUUGAAAACAACGUUCGGAGUAUUAAUGGAAUCCUUCGGGGGCCUCACCGGGGCCCUUCUAGGAUUUCCAGGAAUCACGUUCCUCCCAAAAGGAGACAUUUUGAGGUGGAAGAAGAGGAGGCAGAUGAAUCCAAUGAGGAAGAUUCAGAGGGUGAAGCUCUAGGCAGUGGCAAAAAGAUCAUGUCGCAUCUGUCUGCUGUUGUGAGAGGGUUCAGUGAGGGCUUGAUGAGGAUUGAGAAGCGAAGAAUGGAAUUGUUGAGGGAGCUAGAAAGAGACUGGAUGGAGAUGCAAAGGAAGCAGACCCAUAUGAUAAGGGAGUCAGAACAGUGCCUCUUAGACAUGAUUGCUGAUGCUUUCGCUUCUACCAAGAAAGCAAAGAAGUCAUAGGAUUGGAAGGGCACUAAACAAGGUCAAGCAAACUCACACACUAGCCCUUUGUUAUUUACAUCUCUGUUAACAAUAAUUAGAUUUUGGAUGCUGAUGAGUCAUAUCAUUGAGCCUUCAUUUGUUAAUUUAUGCUCAAGAAGUUUUUUCACCAUAGCCUCUUAAUUUUCUUCUAUACCAAUCAAUAGUUUGGAAUUGUAGGGUUGAAUAACAGUACACUAUUGCUGUUAAUUGCAUCUCAGGGAUUGAAUUCAUUUAGGAAGGCAAAUUUCUUUCUUGUUCUAGGAAGGGGUAAACACUAGAUUCUUGGAGAAUAAAGCAUAGAUUGGUGAAUUUUCGGUUGUGACAUUUGAAAAAACAGAUCUAUUACUUCCUUUAUAAACAGUACGGGUAUCUAUUGGCUGAAAGCUAUCGCACUAUUAAAACUAUAAGGAUUUCAUUUGCCAAAGUUAGAGAUGAGUUUUUCUCAAGUCUUAAAUGGAGAAAGAGUUAUGUUCUUUAUGUGAUGAUAUGAAUGUCUUUUUCUAUUUAAGCAAUCAAAGUCUAUCAGUUUCAAGUUUUCAAUAGAUUUGGGUUUCAACUCAAUCUGUUUGCAUGAUAUCACUAACCCAAAACUGACGCAUCAACUUGAACUACUACUGCACAAGGGUAUCAUGGCGGAGAGUCUUAGACAUUGGUAUAUUUUACAUGUCAUCUUUUCUCAUGUCUUUUGCUCAGUACUCGAGGUUGGAGACAUGAACUUACCUCUUCAUUAAACUCUGUGUAAGAUCUAUUAUUGCAUCCAAAUCUUAUUGUUUAUGCAAAUGAAGAAGCAUAUUCCAAUAUAGAUGAUUGUUCCAUCGAUGUUUGCUCACACUUUUGUUGCAUAUGAUCCAAAACAUACUAAGACUUUGUAUGGUACUUAUAUGUGGAGUGUAUACAUUGUGUAAUACAAAGUUUAAAUUAUUCUAGUCAGCAUUUGAAU